AUGUCGGACCUGAAACCGAUCUCCGUACGCGACCGAUUAGCUUAUUUCAACCAAAGCUCGUUUAUAGACGAUGAUUCUGGUCGGCAGCGGGCAGUUUACGCGGCUGAACGACAGGAACAACGCUUGGCUGGUCCGUUGAUCGCGCCCGACACUUUGCAUUACGAAGCGAACGACUGGGGGACGCUACGGGCGCCGCCUCGGAUGGCGCCCCCACCGACGCCACCGUCGAUGACGGCUACACCGCUUUCUCAACAACGGGAGGUAUGGCGGGAAGCGUCGUCCACGGGAAACACUCAGACUGGUUCAACGAGACAGGGCUUCACGGGACUUGAUUCGAGCGGGCGUCCGAACGGAGCCGGGCGCUCCACGCGGAAACCGGCAAUCAUUCGCACACCAGUUCCUCAGACACCAAGCCCACCUACACCAUGGAGUUCGGAGAAUGCGCGCUCACAGUCAUCACAAUCAGUGAGAGGCCCCACGGAAGACGUCACCCGGUCCACCGAUUACCAGGGACACGUCUCGGAACGACGCACGCCGCCUGCCAUGCGCGUGCUCUGCAUCGUUUAUGACUAUGUGGAGGACACGGAGUUCUUCGUCGCUGAAGCGGCGCUACGUGCCGUAGGCAUCGACGUAGAUGUGGCAUCGCCGUCCGCGACCCGAGCGGGUUCCGUGGUUCGCUCUGUGGUGCGCGUCAGUGACGACACCGCCGGUGAGGCAGUGCUCCGUGCUGCAGAUCUCGACGGGCAUCGAAUAAGAACCAACUUAGGCUUCUUGCAGGCAACGCAGACGCAUCAUGCUCGGGAGAGCGGGCAGCGUCAGUCGUCUGUCCCAGAUGCCAAAACUGCGUCUUGUCUGGCCCCAGCAGAAGAAGCCAUCAUUCGGGAGUGGUCGGAACGGUACGCGGCACUGAUUCUACCGGGAGGUCGCCUGAGCGGCGCACUCGCCGUAGCCCACCGGUACCCUUCACUGCUGCGCCUUAUCCAAGCGUUUCAUGAACGAGGUCGUAUCAUCGCCGCUAUCUCGACAGCGCCAGUGUUGCUUUCCGCUGCAGGUCUGACCGUCACCGGUGAACUAGGAGUCUCCUUGACUGCACAUCCUCUGGUCAAGGACGACAUUUACCCGCCCUCUGCCUACUUGCAGCGAAUAGACUGGGAGCCGGACGAGCUCGAGCAGCAGCGGUGCGACUCGGGUGCGGCACGGAACGAGCCGCCUGCCUCCGUCGCGGUCGCAGACGCCAAUGUGGUGACGGCGGCUUGCUGGCAGGGGCACCCCCAGUACCUCUCUCAGGUUUUGUGCAUGCUGGGUGUCACUGUCAGAGGCAACGACCUCCGCGUCCUGGUGCUUACCGAGUCCGGCUGCGAGCUCACUGAAAUCCUCGCAAGCGUACAGGUCUUGCAGACGCUGGGUCUUACCGUGGACGUUGGCCUACCACCACCGCCGCAGCCAGCGGGUUCGGGAGAGGCUUCAGCAACUAGACGCCGCCGCUUCUUUACCGUGUUGCGCGAGUAUGAGGCAAGGCCUGCUGUCCAGGGCGAACCCUCGACCGAUGAGGAGCCACUUAUUUACCACGAACGCCCAUGUCGUUCGUUUGAGGCCAGUAUUUCAGACGUUACCAGCGUCUCUCCGUAUGAAUACGAUGGAAUCCUCAUCACUGGUGGAAGCUCUGCGUGGCGAAUACGCAGCCAUGAGCGCGUACUCCAGUGGAUUGCAAAGCCGCUGUUGCGUCCGACGCGGAAGCGCGAAACGCAUAUAGAGACGCAUACGGCAGCGGGUAGCACUGCGGCCGUUGCAGGAACGCGCACCACCUCAUGGACGCAACAACAACAGCAACAGCAACAGCAACAGAUGCUUCCAGGUGCACCUGUGAUCGGUGCGAUCGGUGAGGGUGCCCUGGUGCUGCUCGCAGCAACGCGCUUCGUCGGUGCAAACACGUGUCGAGAGGUGACUGGCUUUCCUGGGUAUGUGCCGCCCGGGAGCGGCUUUGUGAUGCCUCGCACACCCUUCGAUAUUCAUUGGGAUGGACAUGUGGUGACUUGUGCUUCUUGGCUAGCGGUACCGGAGUUUCUUCGGACAUUCCUCGAGGCCAUGGGUUGCGAAACACACGUGUGA
Cyanidioschyzon merolae strain 10D is the source of this 2109-nucleotide messenger RNA. RefSeq lists its product as hypothetical. Lineage: Eukaryota; Rhodophyta; Bangiophyceae; Cyanidiales; Cyanidiaceae. The record is from RefSeq and is a predicted model, not a curated record. The coding region runs from base 1 to 2109 and encodes 702 amino acids. The transcript has a single exon.